Molecule: messenger RNA, 537 nt
Organism: Dendronephthya gigantea
Lineage: Eukaryota; Metazoa; Cnidaria; Anthozoa; Malacalcyonacea; Nephtheidae
Exons: 3
Coding region: 95-463 (122 amino acids)
Source: RefSeq, a predicted model, not a curated record
UGAUUGGUCGAGACAACACUGAGGCCUUUGUUAUUGUGAAUAACUUAUGUUGCUUAGCGCAUUUGAGAACUUUAUGUGAAAUAUUUGAUGAAAUAUGGUCGAAUCGAUGCAAGAAGAUACAAAUUUGUCACGGCGAGCACAAAGUUUAACCAAGGACGAAAAAGCUGACGCAAACCAAGCAGACAUGACUGCAAAUGAAAAGAAAUCAGAUGAAGAUGUUUUUGCUAAACCAGACAAUGAGAACGAAGUAAAUGAUGUGCAACAAGGUUUGCUCGGUCGCUUAUCUGGAACUGUUUACAACACAACAAAAUAUGCCGCCGGUACAGCGUAUGGUGGAGUAACCUGGGUUGCUGGAGGUGUCUUGUCCACGACUGGCACCGCCAUUGGUGCAACUUAUAACACUGUUUCAUCCUUCUCGCCUGUAACUAUAUUCAGGAAAGGAAGCAAGAGUAAAUCAGAUUAACUCAUCAAAUGGAUGAAUAAAUUACUGGGAAAUCAGCAACAUUUUCGCGUAAAUAAUACCAUUUGCGAUUACCA